AUGGCCUCAUAUCCUCACAUACUACCCAUGGAACUUGUUUACGAAACCGCGCGGUUUCUGCAAAACUCUGUCUUGUGUCUUGCUGAAACUGGCACAUCGGGAAUCACGCCUGCCUCUCACGUCCGCCAUCUCUGGUUGGGACCGACAAGCUCUAGCGCAGAGCACGACUUGUCGUACGCCUCCUCCGCCUGGCCUGUCACGCUGAUCCACCGCAUCCUUGCGCACUGCCGGGAGCUGCGUGCGCUUGCACUGAUCAACUUUGCGCAGCACCUCGUCUACCGCAUCGAGGCCAUGAUCCCUCCGACGGUCGAGAUGGUACACCUUGGGCCCGUGCACGGUCACCUCGACUUCCGCAAGCUUGCUUGCGCUGCGCGUCUGCGGACCAUCUCGAGCCUGGACACGUACCUGUCCGACUGGGACGUGCAGGACCUCGUGCUCGCGCCGCAUAUUCGGCGCAUCCGCCGCUUCUACACGGGUAGCAUUGGGCAGCGGAUCGGAUUUGCAUUCGAACAGCUACCGUGCGUGAAGAAGUCGACAUCACUCGAGGAGAUGCAGAUAAUCGUGUGCGGGGAGACGACUGAGGGUGCACGACAGGAGCUGGCGAUGAUGGCAGAAGAGUUCAUGGAUAAUGCGGACGCGCGGGUGGAGCUUAUUGCGAUGGCGCGGAGACCGGAUGGCCAGAUGGACGGAAUAGGAGCGUUCCAUGAUGACUGGCUCGCUGAGCUUGGUUUAUGCUUCAGAAGAACCCAGGUUGAUCCGGUGGAAAAUGGCAGAAUGACACUGCGGUAG
Postia placenta MAD-698-R-SB12 is the source of this 789-nucleotide messenger RNA. RefSeq lists its product as hypothetical. The transcript has 4 exons. Lineage: Eukaryota; Fungi; Basidiomycota; Agaricomycetes; Polyporales; Adustoporiaceae. Bases 1 to 789 code for a protein of 262 amino acids. The record is from RefSeq and is a predicted model, not a curated record.